AUUUGGAACAACUCCAAGGUGAGUAAACGAUGACAGAAUUUUCAUUUUUGGGUGAAGUAUCCCUUUAACCUCUGAUUGGCCCACAUGCAAACUGGGAGGAGAUACGACGGGAAUAAAGGAAAAUGAGCUCUUCUGUGUGGUCAUACAUUUCUUCUUCAUGCUUGGAGAAGUUUGAGAACUCACAAAAAGAGUACUGUGGUGGCAGUUAAUGUAUACUUACUUUAGCACAGUGAGUGUCAUUGGGAACAUAACUGUCGAAACGAAGCAAGCAUGGCGAAUCUCAGAUAAAGGAAUACACAGGUGGAGACAUAAAAGGAGCAGUCGGUGUCCUUUUCAUCAAUACAGUUUAAAAGGGCUAUAAGAGGUGUCUGCACAUCACUCCUGAAUGGAAUAGAAGGACGGCAGGACAAAGCACAUUUGUACAGGAGUUGCGCUUACAAUCCAUGUAACCAAACUUACUUUAUUUGAGAAGGUGACGCUCUUUGCGCACCGAGUGCGUUGCGUAAAACGCACGAAAAAGGGAAGCAGUCAUCUGCGUGGAUAGCAAGAACAUAUCAUCUCAAAGGGACCGUGGUUAAGUGUUUCUUAAAGAAAGCUUUAAAGGACCCUGGACUUUGAGAGAACUGAGUUGCAACGCAUUCUCCCAUGAGGCUGGAAGGCGCCAGAAUGGACUUAAUAAAAAAACUAUGGACGGCUCGGAAACUCAUUCUCGUGGUCAUGAUCCCGUUAUCGCUGUUGCCUCUUCCACUCAUUCACCCGUGCAGCGAAUCCUCUUGCGCUUACGUCCUGAUUGUUACCGCGGUAUACUGGGUAUCUGAAGCUGUUCCACUGGGAGCUGCAGCACUGGUGCCAGCCUUCCUGUACCCGCUGUUUGGGGUCCUUAAAUCCAGUGAGGUGGCCUCUGAAUAUUUUAAGGACACGACUCUACUGCUGAUGGGAGUCAUAUGUUUGGCUGCAUCCAUUGAGAAAUGGAACCUGCAUAAACGCAUCGCCCUCCGUAUGGUCAUGAUCGCUGGAGCCAAACCGGGCAUGCUGGUGUUGGGGUUCAUGUGCUGCACGGUCUUCCUCUCCAUGUGGCUGAGCAACACGUCCACCACAGCCAUGGUGAUGCCCAUCGCUGAAGCCGUGCUACAGCAACUCAUCUGCACUGGAAUAGCGGAUUCACUCGAUGACUCUGUAACCGUGGAUACACAGGAAGAGGAAAGCGAAAAAGAGGAAAACCACAAACCCAUCAACAAUGAACUUGAACUGAUGAACUGCAAAGACAAUGAGAAACAUGAAGUCUGCAUGCUGAGAGAGGAGUCAAACGGUCUAGCAUUAAAGCCUGCUUUCGUCACAGCAUUUUCUAAACGAUCAAAUGGAUAUCUCCCAGAGGCCCCAAUUAGCAUUCCUGCGCCACCAAAGAAACCCAAAAUCCGGAGAGACUCUUUGUACCCGACCAAGAGAGAUCACAUGAUCUGCAAGUGUCUGUCCCUCAGCAUCACGUACGCGGCCACCAUUGGUGGUCUCAUCACCAUAACCGGCACGUCCACCAACCUCAUCUUCGCUGAACAAUUCAACAAUCGUUACCCGGAGGCAAAAGUCAUCAAUUUUGGCACUUGGUUCAUCUUCAGUUUGCCGAUCGCUCUCAUCAUGUUGGUUCUGACCUGGAUAUGGCUGCACUUUUUAUUUUUGGGAUGCAAUUUUAAAGAGACUUGCUCUCUCAGCAAAAAACGCAAGACCAGGCGCGAGAUCCUGUCGGAGAAACGUAUUCAUGAGGAGUAUCAGAAACUUGGCCCCAUUAGUUAUCCUGAAGUUGUGACGGGCGUUUUCUUCAUUCUGAUGACCGUACUUUGGUUCACCAGGGAGCCAGGAUUCGUUCCCGGCUGGACGUCCCUAUUUGAGAAGAAGGGCUACAGGACGGAUGCCACAGUGUCGGUGCUCCUCGGGUUCCUCCUCUUUCUCAUCCCCUCUCGAAAGCCAUGGCCAUCUGCAUUCUCCAGCGAGAGCACAGGUGAUGAUGAGGAUGAGGAAGAUGACCCGCUGGCCCCGAUGAUCACGUGGAAAGACUUCCAGAGACUGAUGCCGUGGGAAAUCGUCAUUCUGGUUGGAGGGGGUUACGCGCUGGCCGCAGGAUGCAAGGUGUCAGGACUCUCCAUGUGGAUCGGUCGGCAGCUGGAGCCAAUGAGUGGUCUUCCUCCGUGGGCCGUCACACUGCUGGCCUGCCUUCUCGUGUCAGCCGUCACAGAGUUCGCCAGCAACCCGGCCACACUCACCGUGUUCCUGCCCAUCCUCUCAGCUCUGUCAGAGACUCUGCAGAUCAACCCCCUGCACACGCUGAUUCCCGCCACCAUGUGCGUGUCCUUCGGUGUCAUGCUGCCUGUUGGAAACCCGCCGAACGCCAUAGUGUUCAGUUACGGACACGUGCAGAUCAGCGACAUGGUAAAAGCUGGCUUUGGAGUGAAUCUGAUUGGAGUUUUUGUGGUCAUGCUGGCCAUAUUGACAUGGGGAGAGCCACUGUUCCACCUGAGCGAGUUCCCCGCCUGGGCAGUGAUGCGUAACGUGACGGGCAACUUGUAGCUGACGGCAAGCAGAGGAGGCACGUGUGUUUUUGUGACCGAGUUAGUGUGUGAAUGACAUGUAGGGACUGAGGACACUGAAUAUACACUGAAGGAGGCACAUACAUGUUUCACAAGUUUUGUUUUGUCCUGUCUGUGGAGUAAAGAAGACCAUGUAUUUAUCCGUGGGAAUGAUUUCUCUGAGCCUAUAAGAAUUCCUCACACAUUCAGAUGAAAUGUUUCAUGCAUUACAUUUAAUAAUUUGCCAUUACAAUCGAUGGCAGGCAUUCAAAGUUACCCGCUUCUUUUCACUUAUAAAUCAACGCUGCCUUUAAGUGUUAGACGGAGAUUACAUCAGCUGAACUUCAUGUGCCUACAUACAACGAAAUGCAAUCACCCAUGCACGUACCGACUGAAUGCUUUAUUUUCUGAUGCCUAACAUGUGUCGCAAUACAUUUGCAUUAUUUACUGUACAUGAGUGUUGUGAGGGAGAUUAAUUUUCAGAUGAAGUAGCUGAAAUCGUGCCUAACAUGCUGUUACCAAAAUGUUACUUAGGUUUUGUGGUCUGGUCACAGAAGAUUAUUGCAAGUGUUAUGUAAAAAAAUCUACUGGAAUUAUUCAUUAUUCUUACAAUCGCACGUUCAAUUGCUUUUGAAAGGUACAUAAUGAAGACUAACAUUUUGUUAUCGCCGACCAUCCAGUGGCCCAUUCAUGACCGAAUCACUGUAAUACGUUUUGCGCUCGAUCUGCAACAAAGCCUUUGUUUAACCUGAUAUCUCCAAAACAAAUAAAACACUGUAUUUUUG
This is a messenger RNA of Triplophysa rosa, 3343 nucleotides long. It is a transcript of the gene slc13a4, whose product is annotated as solute carrier family 13 member 4. The record is from RefSeq and is a predicted model, not a curated record. The transcript has 16 exons. Gene Ontology annotation, molecular function: transmembrane transporter activity. Gene Ontology annotation, cellular component: membrane. Gene Ontology annotation, biological process: monoatomic anion transmembrane transport. NCBI's taxonomy places the organism in Eukaryota, Metazoa, Chordata, Actinopteri, Cypriniformes, Nemacheilidae. Bases 646 to 2559 code for a protein of 637 amino acids.